AUAUUACUUUACCAGCCCUGCAGCUCCAUGUUCUUCACAUCUGCAACUAGCAAUGGUAUGACAAUGGGCUCAGUAUGGCCUUAGUAACACAUUCAGAUGCUCACAAAAUAGUUGCUCAACAGCAAAUGCAUCGAGAAUUGCUGCAUGCUAUUAGUGAGGCACAUGUUAGGCUACAGAAAGUUGCUGAUAAAGUCCGAUCUGCGUUGCACUUAGAAGAAACCUCCGGACAGCUAACAAAGCCCCAGUUCGUAAGCGAAAAUCCAUCUGGUGCCCCUGGAGAACACUUGCUCUUACAGCAAUCCAAAAUGUCCGCGGCAUCUGCAGUCUUUCUUCACAAGGCCGUAGAGUGUUUUUCUAACGUUGAACAGCAGCUGACUGAGAAAAGGUCCGAAAUACGUCGGCUUUCCGCAGACAACGAUGACCUAAAGGCUUGUGUGGCGCAUCUAUUGGAAGAAAUCUCUGACGCUGAAGGUCAAUUAGCUGCGGCCAAUGAAGAAGCAGAGUACUGGGAGUUGCUGUGCUCUCUUGGGCAAAAAGAUCACGAUCUGGAGCUGUACCAGAGCGAUGCUGAGACGUGGAACGAAACGUUACGCUACGAUACAUUGUGGCAUUCGGAGUAUGCGUGUUCGUUGAGCGACCAUAUACAACCUAUGUUAAUAAACAGUGAGAACGAAUGCGCCUCAAAUAUAAUGCAGAGGGUUUUGUCUUUGCCUUUGAACGAUGUCAAGGACGCACCCACACACGCUUCUUUGUUGGAACUAGUUGCGAGAAAGUUUUAUGAAAAUGAGAACUUCUCUUCAUGUGCUGCUCUACUAGAGAAAGUUAUUGAGCUCCGAAAGUCUUCCUAUGGCUCCAAUCACCCAAUUGUUGCCGCUACCAUGCUGUGUCUUGCUAUCACCCGUGGUGCAAUGAAGGAUUUUGACAUGGCUCCAAAACUUGCUCACGAAGCACUAGACUUAAUGGAGAGACACACCGAUGCACCGAAAAAUAGAGAGACCGUCGCACGGCAGUAUGCAAAAGUAGGGCAAAAGUUAAUGUUGUGGGGUUUUCACCAAGAGGGUAUUCGAUUAAUGCAGCAAGCUUUAUACAUGCUAGAAGAUCUACUGCCGCGUGAAGAACCGUACUGGUGUCAACUUGUGUAUCUCAUGGCACGUAUGUGCAAUGACAAUGGGUAUUAUGACGAUGCAUUGACUGCGUCAUGUUACACCGUGGAUUACUUCCAUGCCGAGCAACACGGCCUGUUUGCAGCCCGUAUUCCUACCAUCGUGGAGGUGGCUUACGCUCACCAAACUGUGAAACGUCCGCCGGUUCUGCUCAGUCGUUCCCUUACCAACGCAUUAAAAGAGGCCGCUAUCUCAUUUGCGGGAAGACAUGAAUUUAAAGCAGCCCAGAUUCUCGCCAAUUAUCUCAAUGCCUGUUCCAAUGCUUCCAUUUGCGAUCCCAACGCUCUCUAUAUUCCACCUUUACGGCAUGAACAGCAGAGUAUUCUCAAAUCUGUGCGUCCGAAAAUAGUCCGCACAAAUCGACCCAGAGACCCGGACAACAAGGGCGUACUACGCAACCUAACUGGUCUCUUCAAAACUAAAAGAUAACCUAUUGCAGCAGUUUUGAGAAAUUUGGAUAUUCUCAAUAAAGUGUGUUCACAUCGCG
Messenger RNA from Dicrocoelium dendriticum, 1650 nucleotides. The record is from the annotation of a GenBank genome assembly. Lineage: Eukaryota; Metazoa; Platyhelminthes; Trematoda; Plagiorchiida; Dicrocoeliidae.